AUGGAGAGCUUACAGAAGCACAACAACCAGGCCACGAAGUUCUGGUCGGAUAUCGUGGAAUCCCACUCACCCCAGAGGAUAGAGUUUCUGGGAACACUCUUAGUCCAAAUUCUGGCAUUCUGGCUACCGUCAAUCUUCUACCUGUGUCUGGAUGUUAUCGCGCCAUCUUUCUCGCAAAAACACAAGAUCCAACCCGCCCCCAAGCAACCCACGCGAAAGGAUAUCGUGCGCUGCUUCCUGGUCGUGACGCAAAAUCAGAUCCUUUCGUCGGUCCUGCACCUCACUCUCCUUUUCAUAUCGACCAAAGCGCGCUCACGGUCCUCGUACCGGGUCGAAACGCCCUUACCCGGCGCCGUUGAAUUUGCACGCGAUUUUCUCAUCAGCCUACUCCUCCGCGAGACCAUGUUCUACUACAGCCACCGGUUGCUGCAUGUCCCAUAUUUAUAUCGUCAAAUCCAUAAGAAGCAUCAUAAGUUUACGGCGCCGAUUGCCCUCGCCGCUCAGUUCGCCCAUCCUAUUGAGCAUAUUUUUGCCAAUGCGUUACCUAUAUCUUUACCCCCGCAGCUUUUGCGGAGCCAUGUGUUGACAUUCUGGGCUUUUCUUGCGUGGGAGUUGUUUAAUACUGCAACUGUGCAUAGUGGAUAUGACUUUUUUCACAACAAGGCGAAGAUGCAUGAUUUGCACCAUGAGAAAUUCAAUCUGAAUUAUGGAUCGGUUGGAUUGUUGGAUUGGGUGCAUGGAACGAAUAAACUUGGCAAGCGGCACUCCGAAUAA
Messenger RNA from Penicillium verhagenii, 774 nucleotides. RefSeq names its product sterol desaturase family protein. The transcript has a single exon. The record is from RefSeq and is a predicted model, not a curated record. The coding region runs from base 1 to 774 and encodes 257 amino acids. Gene Ontology annotation, biological process: ergosterol biosynthetic process. Gene Ontology annotation, molecular function: C-4 methylsterol oxidase activity; iron ion binding. Lineage: Eukaryota; Fungi; Ascomycota; Eurotiomycetes; Eurotiales; Aspergillaceae.